Molecule: messenger RNA, 1074 nt
Organism: Necator americanus (New World hookworm)
Lineage: Eukaryota; Metazoa; Nematoda; Chromadorea; Rhabditida; Ancylostomatidae
Exons: 8
Coding region: 1-1074 (357 amino acids)
Biological process (GO): signal transduction; peptidyl-serine phosphorylation
Cellular component (GO): cytoplasm; nucleus
Molecular function (GO): protein serine/threonine kinase activity; ATP binding
Source: RefSeq, a predicted model, not a curated record
AUGGCUUUAGAGCCAGUGUUGUGCAAUCAUAGAAUGGUUGAAGCAGUUGAAAAGCUAACCGUUGCAAAAGUCGUUGAAUCGAAGGAAAAAAAGAUUGGAAAAGAUCGACUGCCAGGAGUAAACGACGAAAUCCAAGGAGAUGACAAGAAGUACAAGCUGAAGCAGGUACUUGGAGACGGCGGCUACGGUGUUGUGUUUCUUAGCGAAGACGGUGAGAGAGAAGUGGCAGUUAAGACAGAAAAAUACAGUAAAUCCAUGUUGCACAUAGAAGUUGGAGUAUUAAAAGCAGCGAAUGCAGCAAAAGCAAAACAUUUCUGCGAAUUGAUAGAUUACGGAUCGAAUAAGCCGGAUUAUGUCUACGUAGUGAUGACACUUUUGUAUAAGGACUUGCAUAAGCUUAGGUCAGAGAUGCCCGGCAGACGAUUUGGAAUAAGCACAUCAUUACGACUAUCUAUGCAAGCCAUUAAGGCCAUCGAGGAGCUACAUAAAAUCGGCUACUUAUCGCGUGACAUCAAACCCGGAAACUUUGCCCCUGGACAAAAGUGCAACAAACAGUCCAAGAUCAUAUUCCUAUACGAUUUUGGCCUUGCUAGAAAAUAUGUAGAUAAGAACGGAAAUGUGAUCCCUCCACGGAAAGAUAUAGGGUGGAGAGGUACGACCAGAUAUGGUAGUCUCACAGCGCAUCAACGACAGGAUCUCGGAAGACGUGAUGAUUUGGAAAGUUGGUUCUAUAUGACAGUAGAAAUGACAAGAGGGACAUUGCCGUGGAGACUUGUGACAGAUCGUGCAGCCGUACAAGCAGCGAAGCAGGCAGCUCGAGUUUCUGGCCGAGUGCAAUUCCUUUUUGAAACACCUAAACAAUUUGAUCAGAUUCUCACUAUAGUGGACUCAUACGCCUUCGAUUCAUUACCAGAUUACGAGAAAAUCUAUAAAAUACUCGAUGAGGUUCGUGAGGAGAGAAGUAUUCGCAUGACUGAACACUGGGACUGGGAGGACGAGACGUCAUGCUCAUACACAACAAAAAGUACAAUAACAAGUUACUCAGAACGCGAAUUAAAAGCCAAGAAAGAUUGA